AUGACGAGAGGAUAUUCAUUAGAACAAGAUUUAAGAUUAUUAAUAAAUAAUCCAAAGUAUAGCGAUAUAGAAAUUUUAUGUGAAGAUGAAAAGAAAUUAUAUGCUUGUAGAGCAAUUUUAGCUGCAAGAUCCGAAGUAUUUGAUAGAUUACUUUAUAAUGGAAUGAAAGAAAGUUAUGAAAAUCAAAUUUCUUUUCCAAAGAUUAAUUCUGCUGGAAUGGAAAUAAUAUUAGAAUAUACUUAUACUGGUUCAAUCAAAAAUGAUUUAUUAACAAAAGAUAAUAUAAUUGAAUCAUAUUAUGCAGCAGAUUAUUUUCAAUUAUCUGACCUUCAGGAUCUUAUAAUGAAAACUGUUAAGAAAAUUUUAAAAAAAAAAUACGCAGAAAAUUUUUCACCAGAAUUAUUAUCUAAAGUUGUAGAAAUUAUGCCUUUAUCAGAAGAUAAUAUUCUUCUUAAAUUAUUGGUUGAAACUGUUGCAACUAUUCCAUUAAAUAGUAUUGAAUUUAACCGUUUAUCUAUUACAGCAUUACAAUAUCUUUUAUCUUGUACAUAUGAAAAAGAAAUGGAUUUUGCUACUCCAGAAUAUGAAGUUUUUCGUUAUAGUGCUAUUCUUGCAGCAAACCAAGUUUCUGAUGAUGCAUAUAAUUCUAUUGUGGAACGGUUACCAACCUUAGAACAGAUAAAAAAUUCAUUCCAAGUAAAAGAUAAGUCUAUUGCUGAUCAUCAAAAAGUUGCCGAAGAAUUGAUACCUUUGAUUAAAUUUAUCGAGUUUAGAAGGAUCAAAGGUCAAAUGUUGGUUAAUAUUAUCGAACCAUUAGAAAUUAUUCCGGCCGAAGUGGUUGUAAGUGCUUAUCGAUAUAAAGCAUUAUCAGAUAAAUCAGAUUUAAGUGACGUUCGAGGAAAACCAAUACGUGAAUUUAAUUAUGUUUGGGAUGAGACAGCAUGUGGAUCAAAUCUUAUUAUUGAGGAUAAUGGACAGAUUGUACAAGCAGAAAAUUACCGUAAUUCACACCAAAAUGUUAGAGCUAAAUUUGCAUUAGAAGAUGAGGAUAUUUUUGAAUGGGAUGUCAUUAUUGAGAAAACUUGUGAUUAUGCCUGGGUUGGAGUAUGUGCAUCAGAAGACUUUAAUUAUGAAAUUUGGGCAGGAGAACAACCUACUGGAUGGGUAUUAGGUUCUGGUGGUGAUUGUAGCAAUGCUGGUAUAGAAAUAAAUUAUUGUCCGCCAUUUGGUGAUGGUUCAAAAGUUACUGUUCAUUUAGACAUGAAUAAGAGAACUUGUGCUUUUACGGUCGAUGGUACAAAAUAUCCGAAGGUAUUAGAAUGGAAUAAUCUACCUUCAAAACUUUAUCCAGUAGUAUCAUUAAUACACCCUGGUCGCUUUCGAAUUCAACCUCAUCAAGAAAAUUAA
Molecule: messenger RNA, 1407 nt
Organism: Rhizophagus irregularis DAOM 181602=DAOM 197198
Lineage: Eukaryota; Fungi; Glomeromycota; Glomeromycetes; Glomerales; Glomeraceae
Cellular component (GO): cytoplasm
Molecular function (GO): protein binding
Source: RefSeq, a predicted model, not a curated record